AUGGCGGAUUUGCAUUUCUCAGGAGCAAUUUCCAGAGAUAUGUUUGUUAAAAAAAUGUUAAGAUCAAUGAAGGCUGCGUUUAGGAGUUCUAUAGCGAGGGGAAGCGAUUUAUUUGAUGAAAAAAUGACCAUAUCAUCAGCGAGUGAUAGAUAUUUCCAACGAAGGUUGAGAGGCAUUCCAUGGUACCAGACAAUAAGUAGUGACAUUGACAAUGAUGAUGAAAAAGAAGUCUAUGUUGCACUAGUAGUAGAAUUAAGUAGUUCUGACAAUUAUUACACCUUCGACAUUGAAGCACACUUCAACACAGCCAGCUUCCAGUGCAACUACUAUCCUAAAGUUUUUAAAAGGAAAGAUACUUUAGGAGAGCAUAUGUCUUGCCAUGUUGGUGGUAGAGUUUUCAAAUGCAUCGCUUGCGUUAAGAAGUUUAGCGAUAGGAGAAAUCUCAGGGCUCACCAAAAGUUGAUACAUAAUUCUGACCCGAUUAAGUGGCCGAAAUGUCAAAAUAUGUAUGCUGAUAAUAGAAAAUUAAGAUAUCACAAUCUGUUGAUGCAUACAAACAAAAAAUCUUUCCAUUGUGAAUGCAAAGCUUCAUUUGCCGUGCCAUCAAUGCUUUCAAAACACCGAACGAAAAUGGUAAAAUAUUGA
Sipha flava (yellow sugarcane aphid) is the source of this 645-nucleotide messenger RNA. Its product is annotated as zinc finger protein 761-like. Gene Ontology annotation, molecular function: RNA polymerase II cis-regulatory region sequence-specific DNA binding; DNA-binding transcription factor activity. The coding region runs from base 1 to 645 and encodes 214 amino acids. The transcript is spliced from 3 exons. The record is from RefSeq and is a predicted model, not a curated record. Lineage: Eukaryota; Metazoa; Arthropoda; Insecta; Hemiptera; Aphididae. Gene Ontology annotation, biological process: regulation of transcription by RNA polymerase II.